ACUAUCACCAAUCUGGUCAAGGGAAAGAACAAAGUGACUAGGGAAGUCAAAACUGAGAAAGAAAAGAAACCUGAGAAAUUGAUGGGAGAUGCUUUUAAGGCACUUGAGGGAGGGACUAAGAAAACUGAGGGGAAGGAAGGGGAGCCUUCGAGUCCGCUUUCUAGUCCACCUUCGAGUCCGCCAUCGAGUCCGCCUCCCGUUGAAAAUAAGACCACCACCCCUCAACAACCUGAAAAACAGAAAAAGAGAGAAAAAGUUGAGAUGAAAUUGCCAUUUACAUUUUGUAACAAGAAAGAAGAAAAUCUGCUUUUGUGGAUCGCAGAAAUUCAGACGUAUUGUGGAACAGCCCCCGUUGAACCCGAGUCUCAAGUGGCCUUCUCCACUUCAUGUUUGGGUGGGGAAGCAAAAGAGUGGGUUCUCGCUGAAGCCAAUGCGGCAGGAUUUGACGACAUCGGAGUAUGGGCUGAAACUUUGGACCUCAAACAGUUCCUUGCCAAGAUCAAGGAACGGUUUUUGGAUAAGACGACAGCCGACAAGGCUUUUGACCAGCUCACUACGAUAGGUCAAAAGCAUUGGACUUCUUCAAUGUCUCGGGAGGUUGACCGUCUCUUGCAGGUUCCCGGUUUGAACCUGCAAGACAAUCAGGUAUUGUACAUUUACUCUCAAGCUUUGCCUGAGCCCAUACGCGGUCAGCUCGUGGCAGAGUCAAAGUCAGGUAAGUACAAUUACCGGCAAUUUCGAGACCUUGCUCUCCAAAGACAGCAAAUGACUUCGCAAGUGAAGAACACUUAUGCAUCUGUUGUGAAGUAUGGUGGUGGUGCAGGAACAGGUAAGCGAGUACUUUGGCGCCAAAAGCGCCAAGACCACACCCUUGUCGUCUUCGACGACGAAACUGUGGAAAGAUGGUCGUUGGAGGCCGAGGGUGUGGCGAACAACAGUGAUUCCGGGAAAGGGGAAGUCACUGCUGCCGUGGUCAACAAGGAAGGACCACGACCGCCGGUUAAGAAGAAGAAGCCACGCUCGUUCCCAGAACACCCCGGAAUUGCGGUCGUGAAGCCUUGGGAGAAGAUGGGUUUGUCACAAGAAAAGUGGCGGGAACGAAUGGACAACGCGCAGUGCCUGAAGUGUGGCAUUGCAGGGCAUGUAAUUGCAUGGUGCCCGUUCAUUCGUAACCCAAAAGCGAGCCGCCAGUAGGAGUAGCAUCUGCUCCUACUGAGUCUAAGGGUUUGGACCAGAAUGAAGGUAAGGCGCCUAC
Molecule: messenger RNA, 1255 nt
Organism: Chara braunii
Lineage: Eukaryota; Viridiplantae; Streptophyta; Charophyceae; Charales; Characeae
Source: the annotation of a GenBank genome assembly